UGACGGUCAUGACGGCGGGUGUCUGUACCGGGCCGGACCCGAAGUCCUGCCCAGCCAGCAACGCCAGCGUCCCCCUACCCGAGGGGCCGGCCGACCUCCCCGUCCUGACCCUGUCCGGAAAGAUCCGCGUGUCGCUCACUUUCUUCCUUUUCCUCGUCUCCACAGCCUUCAACGUCUCGUUCCUGCUGAAGCUCGGGAAAGGGGGCCAGAGGCAAGAGAGAGGCAAGAAGAAGAGGCUGCCCCGAAUGAAGGUGCUCCUCAAGCACCUGGCGGUGGCCAACCUUCUGGAAACUCUGAUCGUCAUGCCCCUGGAUGGGGUCUGGAACGUGACGGUGCAGUGGUACGCCGGGGGGCUUCUCUGCAAAGCCCUGAGCUACCUGAAGCUCUUCUCUAUGUACGCCCCCGCCUUCAUGAUGGCGGCCAUCAGCCUGGACCGCUGCCUGGCGCUGACCAGGCCCCUGGCGGUGAAAAGCCUGACCCAGCUUGGACGGGGCCUAAUUGGCCUGGCCUGGCUUCUCAGCGGGGCCUUCGCUGGGCCGCAGCUCUACAUUUUCCGAGUGGUUUACAUAACAGACAGUUCCGGGAAGAUGGACACUUUCUCUCAGUGUGUGACUCACAGCAGUUUUCCAGAAUGGUGGCAGGAGGCUUUCUAUAACCUCUUUACCUUCCACUGCCUCUUCAUUGCACCUCUCUUCAUCACGCUGGUCUGUAAUGCUAGAAUCAUCUUCGCCAUGACGCGGGGCCUGCGCCAGGAUCCUCAAAGCCUGGAACUCAAUCGAUCCAACAACAACAUCCCCAGGGCCCGUUUGAAGACGCUGAAGAUGACUGUGGCGUUCGCUGUCUUAUUUACCGUUUGCUGGACUCCCUACUACAUCCUGGGAAUUUGGUAUUGGUUUGAGCCAGAAAUGCUAAAUAGGGUGCCCGACCCAGUAAGUCACUUCUUCUUCCUCUUCGGCUUACUAAAUCCAUGCUUGGACCCGCUAAUAUACGGGUAUUUCUCUCUGUAGCGGUUGCAUCUCCAGGGCGACAGAAAGUCACACAGCUUGGCGCUCUCUGGACAGAGAGCGCCCGAGGGAAGCCGCGUCCAAACAGAGCACCUCUUUAAAUCCUUUCACUGUUCCCGUUUUCUACGUCACCGGUGCCUCUCCGUCGUUCCCGAAAUGGUUGUGCAUCCACCUCCGCAUCAAGCAGAAACCCCUCACCGGCGGUUUUAAAGCCCUCAAUCCCCUCGCUCCCUUCUACCUCUCCUCUCUACUCUCCUACUACAACCCAGUACGCACACUUCCCUCCUCUACUGCCAACCUCCUCACUGUACCUCAAUCUCCUCCAUCUCCCGACCUCUCGCCCAUCUCCUACCUCCGGCCUGGAAUGUUUCCUCUUCCCAUUCGACAGACAGUUACUCUCCCCCGCUUCAAAGCUUUAUUGAAGGCCCAUCUCCUCCAAGAAGCCUUCCCUGACUAAGCCCUCCUUUCCUCUUCUCCCACUCCCUCUGGAGAAGCAGCGUGGCUCAGCGUUAAGAGCCCGGGCUUUGGAGUCAGAGUUCAUGGGUUCGAAUCCCGGCUCUGCCGCUUGUCAGCUGUGUGACUGUGGGCGGGUCACUUCACUUCUCUGGGCCUCAGUUACCUCAUCUGUAAAAUGGGGAUUAACCGUGAGCCUCACGUGGCACAAUCUGAUGACCCUGUAUCUCCCCCAGCUCUUAGAAGAGUGCUCUGCACAUAGUAAGCGCUUAACAAAUACAAAUAUCAACCUUACUUUGACUUUCUCCUUUUAUUCCUCCCCCUUCCUAGCGCCACAGCACUAAUGUACAUAUCUGUAAUUUUAUUUAUUUUAAUGUCUGUCUCCCCCUCUAAACUGAAAGUUCCUUGUGGGCAGGGAAUAUUGCACUCUCCCAAGCACUUAGUACAGUGAUCUAAACUUUCAGUUAUGUCCACUAUAUACCAGUUCUAGGUCCUUUUGUCCCAUUCGACCCCAUGUCCCGAACUUGGCAUGAAAUAGGGAAGAUUUUUUUUAACUGCUUACUAAUAGGAAGCACCUGCCUGAUUUUGAUAAGGAAAAUGAAUAUUCAGGAAAGACUAAUCCCUUCCGUUCUUAAUCAAAAUGUAAACCUUUGCUGUAUCGAGCAUGCAAACUUCAUGGAUCCGAUUCUCCUGAGGAAUAAGCAGACACUCAAUGGAGCAAAAAAAAUCGAUAGUGUUUAUUAAGCACUUAUUGGGGGCAGAGCACUGUACUAAGCACUUGGAAGAGUGCAAUAGGGUAGAACUGGCAGGCACAUUCCCUGCCCGCAAGAGGCUUACAGUCUAGCGGGACCAUUGAAGACACUUUGCCUCCGCUCAGUCCCCUUUCAAAAAACUGUGCCUUCCCUCUAGGCCUUAUCAUUCAUCCCAACACUUGUGUGAACAAUAAACACUGUCAGCCCGAAGG
Ornithorhynchus anatinus (platypus) is the source of this 2421-nucleotide messenger RNA. It is a transcript of the gene GNRHR, whose product is annotated as gonadotropin releasing hormone receptor. Gene Ontology annotation, cellular component: membrane. Gene Ontology annotation, biological process: G protein-coupled receptor signaling pathway. Lineage: Eukaryota; Metazoa; Chordata; Mammalia; Monotremata; Ornithorhynchidae. Gene Ontology annotation, molecular function: gonadotropin-releasing hormone receptor activity; peptide binding. The record is from RefSeq and is marked provisional.